This is a messenger RNA of Pocillopora meandrina, 850 nucleotides long. The record is from the annotation of a GenBank genome assembly. NCBI's taxonomy places the organism in Eukaryota, Metazoa, Cnidaria, Anthozoa, Scleractinia, Pocilloporidae.
GAAGAGAAUGAAAAUUACGUAGACGACUUGUGUUUGGGUAAACUCCUGCAGGGAAUGUGUCAUCGUUGCUUGAAUAACAAGAAAGAAGCAAUGGAAUGUUUGAGAAAUUCUUUUGACAGGUAAAUGAUCAGGGUUCGUGCUAACAUUGCCAAAUAUAACAUUUCUCUUUCUUUUCUCUUUCCCCCCCCCUCACUUUUUCUUUCUUUCAAGAUCUUAUGGGAACAACAACCCAUUCCCAUGCUCGGUGGUUAGUGCACUGGACUCCAUACAUAGAGGCUUAGGUUCCAGCCUGACUGGGUUACUACUAUGUGUUCUUUGGCAAAGCACUUUUUGGUGCCUCUCUCCAACCCAGAGUAGAGAAAGCUGAUGAUCAACUCUGAAAAACCUGACGAAAUGUGGUCAUGGAUUAGCUUCCCAUUCAGGAAAUAUUGGAAUACUCUCCCCACUUCAUGCUAAUUUAAUUUUAAAAACUGGGACGCGUUUAACCUAAUGAGACUGGCUCAGAUUUUAACACCUUCACUAUCUCGUUCCAAUCCCUCUCCCAUAUUCAAAUAAGCUUUGUACCGUCUCCAGAUCUCUCUCGCCAAUUUAUCCAAGACGGCUGCUCCAUUUUCUUUUGCCGUUGUUGUUCUUAGUCGAGUGAAGAGCCCAGAUAUGGAUGUGCAUACAGGUGUAUGGAUAGAAUUUGUAUGACCAGUGACUCGGUCAUGUCGUGCAGUAAAUAACUGCAAUAUGAACAUGUGUAUGCGGGACGGUUGUGUUUUUUAUUUACAGAUCAAAAGAUUUGAAGCAGGAUUUUUACCUCACUCCUUACGCAUGUGCAGAGAUUGGGUUUCUGUAUUUGGACGAA